AUGGCUUCCUGGAAUUCCACAAGCACCUACGUCGACGAGGUUCCUCCACCUGGGGCGAACAUCGUUAGUGGCAUGUGGAUUUUCAGGGUGAAGCGGACGCCGGGUUCUCCGCCUGUCUUCAAGGCACGUUACCGCGACUACGAGCUUCACUCUCUUGACUUCAGCACAGCUUUCCUGCAGGGCAGCGUGCACGAGGAGAUCUCGCUGCGCCGCCCACCUGGCUUCACUGGGUCUUUUCCCCCUGGUACCCAGUGGAGCCUCCGGCGGCCAGUCUACGGUCUCCGCCAGGCGCCCCGUGAGUGGCACGACACACUGAGGACUACACUUGCGGCUCUUGGGUUUGCUCCUUCUACAGCCGACCCGUCGCUGUUUCUGCGCACCGACACCUCUUUGCCGCCGUUCUACAUCCUCAUGUACGUCGACGACUUGUUCUUCGCCACUGCUGACACUGCUGGACUCGCCCACGUGAAGUCCGAGCUGCAGAAGAGACACACGUGCACAGACCUGGAGCACAUGGCUGCAGCGAAGAGGGUGUUGCGCUACUUGUGCAGUACGUCGGGCAUGGGGCUAGUGCUUGGAGGGCGACGUCGAGUGGUCCUCACAGGUCACGCAGACGCUUCUUCGGCUGACGACCAGGCUACGCAGCGGUCGUCACAGGGUUACACCUUCAGCCUUGGCUCCGGCUCUGUUUGGUGGCGGUCUACCCGCUCGUCUUCUGUUCUCGGCUCCAGCUGUGAGGCUGAGAUCUACGCGGGGGCCAUGGCUGCACAGGAGCUACGCUGGCUCACCUACCUGCUGACUGACCUAGGAGAGCCGCCUCGUUCUCCUCCAGUUCUGUACGUAGACAACAAGGCCAUGCUGGCCUUGUGUCAGGAGCACAGACUGGAGCACAGAACGAAGCACAUUGCUCUUCGCUACUUCCUUGCUCGUGAGCUGCAGCAGCGUGGUCAGCUGCGCCUUGCUUACGUGGCCUCUGAGGCCAACACUGCUGAUAUCUUUACCAAGGCACUUCCGCCUGGUGAUCAUCAGCACUUCUGUACGAUGCUAGGUCUUGUGCCUACUUGGCCUCACUUGCUCACUUCUUGA
This is a messenger RNA of Closterium sp. Naga37s-1, 1086 nucleotides long. The record is from the annotation of a GenBank genome assembly. NCBI's taxonomy places the organism in Eukaryota, Viridiplantae, Streptophyta, Zygnematophyceae, Desmidiales, Closteriaceae.